Messenger RNA from Talaromyces amestolkiae, 975 nucleotides. RefSeq lists its product as uncharacterized. The record is from RefSeq and is a predicted model, not a curated record. The transcript has a single exon. Lineage: Eukaryota; Fungi; Ascomycota; Eurotiomycetes; Eurotiales; Trichocomaceae. Gene Ontology annotation, molecular function: cysteine-type deubiquitinase activity. Gene Ontology annotation, biological process: protein deubiquitination. Bases 1 to 975 code for a protein of 324 amino acids.
AUGGAGGAUCUACAAGCAAAACAUCGCAAAGAGCAACGCGAUCUCCAGGCUCGAAUAACUCAGAAGAAAAAGAGUGCAACGAAAAAAACACGCAAGGGCGUCAACGAUGAAUGUGAUCGGCUGCAACAAGAGUUGAAGGCACAACAAGAACUUGAAAUCGCACAACUAAACGGAGACGCAGUUGCUCCUACGACCCAAAACUUAGAUAAUCUUACUCUGGACGAUGAUCAGGAGCCGACGCCUGCCAAUACCACCACGGAGGCUAGCGAUGUAAACGAACUACCCACGCCUACCCCCGCUCCACCACAAGGAGAUAACGAAACCACGCGAUCAAAGAAGCCGAAUCGGCAAAAAGCACGACUAGCUCGUCGAGAGGCAGAAAGGGUCGCCCAGGCAGAAAUCGCUGCCGAAGAAGCUGCAAAACAAACCGAUCAUCGCGGGAACGAAAAAGAGGUGAUGGAGGCGGCUUUCAAACGAUUAGGUCUGCAGGAAGUGGAAAUAAACCCGGAUGGGCAUUGCCUCUACUCCGCCAUUGCACAUCAACUGGACAAUCUAGGACUGGGACUGAAACCAGAUCCUGCGCGAAUCGUUUUACAGCCCUCUACACUUUCACGCGUCGACACAGUGAGCUCACCAAAGCAUGAUGGUUAUCGCGCGGUGCGAGCGGUUACGGCAGACUAUAUAACGGAACACAAGGACGACUUUGUCCCGUUUAUGGAGGAUCCGCUAGACGAAUACGUCAAAAAGAUACGGUUAACUGCUGAAUGGGGCGGGCAGCUGGAGCUACAAGCGAUUGCUCGCGCUUAUAAUGUUGAGAUAAAUGUUUUGCAAGGCGACGGACGAGUUGAGAAGAUUGAGUCUGGGUCAGAAACUGACGAUGAUCAAGUUAAGCGAAUCUGGUUGGCUUAUUAUAGACAUACAUACGGUUUGGGUGAACAUUACAACGCAUUAGCACAGAAGACUGUGGCGGCUUGA